GAAAUGAAGACAAUGAAAGAGAUAAACCACACAGCACUGACAGAAUUCAUCCUGCUGGGAUUUGGAAGUGGUCUGGGGCUCAAGGAGGGCCCCUUUGUGGUGUUUCUGGUGAUUUACAUGACAACCGUGGUGGUAAACACCACCAUGGUCUUCCUCAUUAGAGCCAACUCUCGCCUUCACACUCCCAUGUACUUCUUCCUCAUGAAUCUGUCGCUCUUAGACCUCUGCUACUCCUCCACCAUCGCCCCCAAAGCCAUGGCGAGCUUCCUAGUAAGCAGCAAAAGCAUUUCCUUCCUCGGAUGUGCCACCCAAUUCUUCUUCUUCGGUCUCUUUGCUGCUACCGAGGCGUUCAUCCUGGCAGCCAUGGCAUAUGAUCGAUACACCGCCAUCUGCAACCCGCUCCUGUAUCCCGUCGCCAUGUCCAAGCAGGUUUGCAUUCAGCUGCUGGUGGGUUCCUAUGUUUGCAGCGGUGUAAACUCCAUGGUGCAAACAGUCUUCACCUUUACACUGUGUUUCUGUGGGUCCAAUGAGAUAGAUCAUUUCUUCUGUGACAUUCCACCCCUGCUAAGCCUCUCAUGCACCAACACAGACAUUAAUGAAGUGGUGAUGUUCACUUUAUCUGGCCUCAUCAUCGUGAGCACCUCCAUGGUCAUUCUCAUCUCCUAUGCUUACAUCAUCUCUGCCAUCCUCAGGAUUCGCUCUGCUGAGGGCAGACGCAGAGCCUUCUCCACCUGCACCUCCCACAUGAUGUCCGUGAGUUUAUUUUAUGGCACUGUUACCUUCAUGUAUACCCAGCCCAGUUCACUAUCUGCUCCAGCUCAGAGCAAAGUGGUGUCUGUGUUUUAUACCCUGGUCAUCCCUAUGUUGAAUCCCCUCAUCUACAGCCUGAGGAACAAGGAUGUGAAAGAAGCUUUGGGAAGAACCAUCAGCUCAGUGUUUCUACAAUGA
Messenger RNA from Chrysemys picta bellii (western painted turtle), 948 nucleotides. Its product is annotated as olfactory receptor 9S13-like. Lineage: Eukaryota; Metazoa; Chordata; Testudines; Emydidae. The record is from RefSeq and is a predicted model, not a curated record. Gene Ontology annotation, cellular component: membrane. Gene Ontology annotation, biological process: G protein-coupled receptor signaling pathway; sensory perception of smell. Gene Ontology annotation, molecular function: odorant binding; G protein-coupled receptor activity; olfactory receptor activity.